AUUGAAGGUGUCGAAAGAGUGGUUCUCACCCACCACAAUGUGGCAGUGUCCAAAGUCUCCUCAAUUGACUGGUGCUUCGUCAAGCCCAAGGUGGAGUCAGUACUCUCUAAUUUCUUUGCAGUACCUGGCCUCCAAUCGGUUUAUCGAUAUGCCUUACAAUUCGAGACAGAGGUAGAGGAAGCUGAGAAGGCUAAACUGAUGGAGCGCAUCGCUGAGGUGCUGGACGAUCGAAUUAGGCCAGUGCUUCAAGAUGAUGGUGGCGAUGUUGAUGUAGCUGACUUUGAUGAGGAAACCGGAGUGCUGAGCGUCCGACUGAAGGGGGCCUGUGCUGGGUGUCCGAUGUCGAGCGUUACUCUGCGCUUCAGAAUAGAGAAUAUGCUUGUACAGAGCGUCCCUGAAGUGAAGAAGGUUAUCAACAUUGCUUCUACCGAUGUUAGUCAGAACCCUAAAGAGAUGGAAUUUUGA
This is a messenger RNA of Perkinsus marinus ATCC 50983, 465 nucleotides long. RefSeq names its product HIRA-interacting protein, putative. Lineage: Eukaryota; Perkinsozoa; Perkinsida; Perkinsidae. The transcript has 4 exons. Gene Ontology annotation, biological process: iron-sulfur cluster assembly. Gene Ontology annotation, molecular function: iron-sulfur cluster binding; iron ion binding. The annotation marks the transcript as partial. The record is from RefSeq and is a predicted model, not a curated record.